This is a messenger RNA of Acanthopagrus latus (yellowfin seabream), 1299 nucleotides long. RefSeq lists its product as uncharacterized. Gene Ontology annotation, molecular function: protein binding. The record is from RefSeq and is a predicted model, not a curated record. Bases 101 to 1078 code for a protein of 325 amino acids. NCBI's taxonomy places the organism in Eukaryota, Metazoa, Chordata, Actinopteri, Spariformes, Sparidae. The transcript is spliced from 7 exons.
AAUCAAGAAACACUUGUUGUUUUUCCCGCUCGUUCAGUCAGCUGAAGUUUGGAGACGAUAUAAGACAGACCCACUCUACCACUGUACCUUUGUGGAGACCAUGAGGGUUGUUGCUGGUUUGCUGUUGUUGCUGCUCGGUCUGUGUGGAUCAGGGGCUCAGGGGGAGGCUGGAGGCCUCGGUGAGGUGGCUGAGAUCAACCAGAACACAGAUCCAAAACAUCCAGCUGAGGAAUCGACCCAGCAGAGCACAAAGCAAACCGACCCUGACGUCUGGACGGAGCUGAGGGCACUGAGAGACAUGGUGGUGGAGCUCAAUGUUCAGGUGGAGCUGCUGCAGAGAGAGAAUUCAGUCCAAGCCACAGUACUGGUAUCUUUGGAAAGCAGACUGACGUCCUCCGAGAGCAAAACAAGGGACCUAGAAAAAGAGAACGCAGACCUGCAGACCAGACUGAGCAGCAGUGAGAGUGAACUUCUCAUCAGCAAGUCCAGGAUCGACCAGCUGGAGAGAGAAAAUGCAGUCCAAGCCACAGAACUGACAUCUUUGGGAUCUAGACUGACGGCAACCGAGAGCAAAACAAGUGACCUAGAAAAAGAGAAUGCAGACCUGCAGAUCAGACUGAGCAGCAGUGAGUCCAGGAUCGACCAGCUGGAGAGAGAAAAUGCAGAGAAACCAAAGGUGGCCUUCUACACAGCUCUGACUGAUGCAGGAACUCUUGGACCAUACAACACAGACAUCACACUGAAAUACAGCAAGGUCUUCACCAACAUUGGCAAAGCUUACAAUCCAUCUACAGGUUUCUUCACAGCACCAGUCAAAGGUGUCUACAAUCUCCAGUUCACUGUGUUUGGUUACCAUGCUGGUUAUACUGGUGUACAAGUUUACAAGAACAACCAGAGGAUUAUGUAUAAUUCGGAGAAGAGCAGCGAGAAUUAUGUUCCUGAGUAUUUCACUAAGUCUCUGGUGUUGGAGCUGACAGCAGGAGAUGAAAUUCACCUGGUUCUCCCAUCAGGCUGGUCUAUCUAUGACAACAGUGAUAAUUUCAGCACCUUCAGCGGCUCCCUUCUCUUCACACUGUGAGGAUGUUGUUCAGGCUGCUGUGUGACUGAUUUGUCACAAACUCUGUUGUUAUUGGCUGAACUGUGAAUCUUUAUAAAAUGCUGAUAUUUCUCAGCACUGCUGCCUCCAGGACAACUUUCUGUACCUUCACUGCAUGAUUCAAACAGUGUGAUUCUCAAUCUGACUUCACUUUUGUGUCGUCACAUGAAAACAACAUUUAAAUAAAUCAAAGUUGCAUUCAA